Exaiptasia diaphana is the source of this 1768-nucleotide messenger RNA. RefSeq names its product abnormal spindle-like microcephaly-associated protein homolog. The transcript has 2 exons. The coding region runs from base 221 to 1267 and encodes 348 amino acids. The record is from RefSeq and is a predicted model, not a curated record. Lineage: Eukaryota; Metazoa; Cnidaria; Anthozoa; Actiniaria; Aiptasiidae. Gene Ontology annotation, molecular function: calmodulin binding.
UUUCUUUUUUUUUAGCCAGUGAAACUGUUUGUUCAUUUCCUGUGGUUUCCCUGUGUGAGCAAGGAAUGUUGCUACUAGCAGGCCUUGAAUGUUAAUAGAGCAUAUUAUAUUGACAUAUUGGAAUGAAUAGUCAAUUGAUUGUACACUACUUACUACCACUCGCAAAACAAGCUAACUAAGAAACUGCGUCGCUCGAAACUGACUACACUUGAAAAAGCCCAUGGAGCAUAAAGAAACUAAGCUCAAAGUUCCUGAAGGUUUUCGCAACCUACUCGAGUGUUUAACGUGUGAAAUACUUCGUGCACAACCAAGUAAUAUCCCAAGAUUUGCAGCCGAUUAUUUGAAAGGAAGACUCGUAUCAAGGCAAGAAAAAGGAUACGACGAAUGUCUACUUGGAUCACAGAUUGACGGCUUUUAUAAGUUUGAGCCAUUCUUUGGCAACGAAGAUCUUCCUCCUACCCUAGAAACGACGAACGUACCUAGCAACCAAAAUCAACAUCUCCGUAUAAAUUAUAACGAUGACAGUGAACUGGCAGCUUCAAAAAUCCAGGCUGGUUACCGUGGCUACACAUGCCGUAAAGAGCUCAACCAAAAGCACGAAGCUGCCACGAAAAUCCAAGCAAAAUUCAGAGGUUACCAAGUUAGGGCAGGGAAUAUGUCGGGAAAUGAUGAUGAGGGAAGAAAUGGSAAAACUGCGUCUCGUUUUCAAAGCAAAGACGACGCAGCCGUURCAAUUCAAUCUGGUUAUCGCGGUUACCAAGAUAGGAAGAAAAUAGCAAAACAGUCAGAAGCUGCCACAACCAUCCAGGCUGGUUACCGUGGUUACAAAGUGCGUAAAGUUAGACGCGGUCAAUCCGAAGCAGCUAUAAAGAUUCAGUCCGGUUACCGUGGUUACAGGGUACGGGAAAUUUGUCGCAACCAAUCAGAAGCCGCCCUUAAGAUUCAGACAAAUUAUCGAGGAUACCGGGUACGAAAGAUUCAAAGUAACAGGUCAGAAGCCGCGAAUAGAAUCCAAGCGAACUACCGGGGUUACCGCGUCCGUAAACAACUCAAGGAGAAACUCACGAAUCCGACAAAUGCUUUACUUGAAGUUGGAAAACAAUAUGACACUCGUUAUUCGUUUAGUAUACCUGUUGAAGACGUGCAAUUUGACGUUAACUUUGACAGUGACAGCGAUGGUGACAUUGAUAAGGUUGUUGAUCAAAUGGAAGCCAAGAACAAGAUGAAAGACGAGAACUCUACGGUCAACAAUGCUAAUCAAAGCUGAAAACCGGCAAUACAUUGAUAAUAUCUGUAAUAAAUUACGAACUUCAUCUCAAAAUCCUCCUUACAUAUUGCGCYUGAUCUUAGAAGAAUUCCGCCCGCAUGGAUGAUUGGUUCAUUCAGUUACGUUUUUAUCCCACCAAGUUUUAGUUGACUCUAGAAAAUCCUUUGAAAUCGUAUUGAUUAUAUCUGAUCAAAAUAAUAUGAAUAUUCCAUUAUUACUAGAGUGCUCUCACUUAAAGCGUGAAACAAAUAGUACUAAUUACUACUAAAUAGUGUUGAUUAUACAAUAGGAAACAAAGAAAUUUGUAUAAUUUAUUACCUAUUUUGUAGUAUUUAUAUUUCACGCAUUUAGUGCGAGCACUCUAUACCCAGGGAAAAACUAAAAUUAAACUUAAUUAAUUAGCCUAGAAGUGUAAAUAUCAACUGUAAUAAAGAUAAGUAAAGAAUUCUUGUUGACUGUACUUAUCUGUCCACCUAUAUAUCUACAACAAAACAUUGCCGU